This is a messenger RNA of Aspergillus heteromorphus CBS 117.55, 1815 nucleotides long. RefSeq names its product arrestin family protein. The transcript has 5 exons. The coding region runs from base 1 to 1815 and encodes 604 amino acids. Gene Ontology annotation, cellular component: cytosol; plasma membrane; cytoplasm. Lineage: Eukaryota; Fungi; Ascomycota; Eurotiomycetes; Eurotiales; Aspergillaceae. The record is from RefSeq and is a predicted model, not a curated record. Gene Ontology annotation, molecular function: protein-macromolecule adaptor activity; ubiquitin protein ligase binding. Gene Ontology annotation, biological process: ubiquitin-dependent endocytosis.
AUGGCUCUCAGUUUCUUUGGUGGCGGCGGCAGCGCCAGUUACGCGAAAUACUUCGAUAUCCGCCUCGAUGAAGAUUACAUUGUGUUCCGCGGAGGCGAGGAAGAAGCCGCCAGUGCUCAUCUGAGCGGGAAGCUCAUCCUCUGCCUGUCAGAACCCUUGUCCAUCAAGCACAUCAGACUACACCUCACGGGUAUUUCCCGGGUUUGCUGGCAUUUGCCCUCCAGUACCGCCGGUGGCGGGAGGAAGUCGUGGAGAGAACGUGUGUUCUACGAGAAAACCUGGCGAUUCAGAGAUGCUGGUAAAAGCAAGACUGAGGUCCUGCCGGCCGGCAACUACGAGUACCCCUUCAACAUCGUCCUUGAGGGCUCCAUGCCGGAGAGCGUGGAGGGUCUCACCGACACCUACGUGACCUACCGUUUCAAGGCGGAGAUUGGACGCAAGUAUGCCAAGGAUAUCAUCGUUCGCCGGCCGCUUCGUAUCAUCCGAACUCUGGAGCCCAGCGCUCUUGAACUUGCGCACGCUAUGUCCGUGGAAAACGUCUGGCCAAACAAGAUUGAAUACUCCAUCAGCACGCCAACCAAAGCGGUUGUCUUUGGCACCUGUCUUCGGGUGGAUUUCAAGUUGAUUCCUCUACUAAAGGGACUCAGAAUUGGGCAGAUCGUCUCCCAGCUGAUCGAAAGCCACGACCUUACCCUCAACCCCGAAGAUCCCGAUUCCAUUCGCAACACAUACAAAAGCACAAGGACCAUCUUGAAUGAUGAGCAUGAUCUAGAUGAGGACAAUGGGUUGGAAAUUAUUGAUGAAAUGGCCGAGGGCUACCAAUUCACGCGGCACCUGGAGCUACCUAAAACCUUGACCCGAUGCUUGCAGGACACCGACACCAGGGGCAUCAAGAUCCGUCAUAAGCUCAAGUUCCGGGUUCAGCUACUCAACCCCGAUGGGCACGUUAGUGAGCUUCGGGCCACCCUUCCUGUCUCAAUCUUCAUCUCUCCUACCCUUGCGAUUGAUGAGAACAACAACCUGGUCGACCAAACCCCCCAGUCCACGCAAAGAGCGGUCGACGAUCUGGCUCAUCAAGCUCCCCCCUUGUACGGCGAGCACCAGUUCGAUCAGCUGUACAGUCAGCUUGAUCCCUCUGGAUACCGGACCCCUGGGCCUGGAAGCGGCGGUGCUGGCACUCCUUUCGGAACUCUGAGUCGCAAUAUGUCGUCUGAGAACCUUGCUUCCAUGAAUGCCCUGACGAACACGGACAUCUCCGCAUCUGCCUUGCACAGCCGUCUAUCGAGUCUCCGCGCGAACGGACACAGCUACCCCGCCUCACCUACCGAGCAUGAACACCCCGAACUCGACACUCGUCGCCUGAACCCUCCUCCCGACUAUUUCGCUGGAGCGGCAUCCGGCUCCAAUUCGCAUAGCCCUACGAGCCCAGAGCUCUCUCGCCGUCCCUCGGAUGAGCACGAGCACGACCACGACUACAUCCACUCCGGCAUGGCCACGCCGUAUCACCCUCAAUAUGCCGAGGUCGAGACCCUCAGUCGUGUUCCGAGUUACUCUACUGCCGUUCGCACUACUGUUCGCCCUUGCGACUCUGAUCUGCCGGAUUACUCGACUGUCAUCGCCGAGGAUGUCGUCAUCUCCGCCCCUCAGUCGCCCCAGCAGGCAUACCUCCGCACUGCCAAUGCGGGCCGGGGGUCUUCAUAUUUCACAGCCAUUGAUGCGCUUCACAGUCGGUCUGGACUCCUCAACCCUCGCCCCACCAGUCACGACGACGAAGACCGUCGACUGCGUCUCGUUCAAGCUCGGGCCAGGGUCUAA